This is a messenger RNA of Cryptomeria japonica (Japanese cedar), 873 nucleotides long. RefSeq lists its product as uncharacterized. The record is from RefSeq and is a predicted model, not a curated record. Gene Ontology annotation, molecular function: nucleic acid binding. The coding region runs from base 1 to 873 and encodes 290 amino acids. Gene Ontology annotation, biological process: DNA integration. Lineage: Eukaryota; Viridiplantae; Streptophyta; Pinopsida; Cupressales; Cupressaceae. The transcript has a single exon.
AUGAGGUGGGGUUUGGACUUUAUUGGAGUGAUAAACCCUGCAUCCAGCGCUGGCCAUAAGUGGAUACUUAUAGCCACUGACUAUUUCACCAAGUGGACUGAAGCAGUGGCACUCAAAGAGGCAAAUGAGACUGCUGUCCUAAAUUUCUACGAAGAUCUGGUUGCCAGAUUUGGGGUACCGGAGUCCAUAAUUUCAGAUAAUGGGCUCGCUUUUGUUGGUCUUACAAUCUCUGAUUGGGCUGUCAAGAAAGGGAUCUACCUAAAUGCGUCUUCCAACUAUUAUCCGCAAGGCAAUGGCCAGGCAGAAUUGACUAAUAAAAAUCUGAUUAGGAUUAUUAAGAAGACCAUGGAAGGCAACCAACGGGUUUGGCAUACUCAAUUAAAAUCAGCCUUAUGGGCUGAUAGGAUCACCCCAAAAAGGUCCACAAGACAAUCACCUUUUAUGCUGGUCUACGGUAAGGAAGCAAGGCUUCCUAUUUCAUCCGAGCUUUCAGCACUAGACCUGGCAAAUCAGUUGGACUCACUGGAGGAGGGCCCCCUUACAGUGAGAUUAGCUCAAUUGUUUGAGCUAGAAGAGACUAGAAAGGACGCUUUGAAUAAGAUAGAGCAGCAUCAGGCUCAGAUGAAGCGAUCAUUUGACAGAAGAGCGUCUCCAAGAAGCUUCCAGGAAGGAGAUGUGGUGCUGAAAUGGGACACCCUCAAAAGCAAGCCUGGAAAGCAUUCCAAGUUCGAUGCAUUUUGGAGCGGGCCUUACAUUAUUUCUGAAUGUAAGCAGCACAACGCUUUCCAGCUCUCCAAGAUGGACGGUAAUGUGGAGCCAAUCCCGGUCAACGGGAUUCACCUCAAGCAUAAGUGCUGCUGCACAGUUGGUUAG